Octodon degus (degu) is the source of this 1423-nucleotide messenger RNA. RefSeq names its product chromosome unknown C1orf159 homolog (gene CUNH1orf159). Bases 553 to 1152 code for a protein of 199 amino acids. NCBI's taxonomy places the organism in Eukaryota, Metazoa, Chordata, Mammalia, Rodentia, Octodontidae. The transcript has 11 exons. The record is from RefSeq and is a predicted model, not a curated record.
GCGGAAUAGAGACUACAAAUCCCAGGGGGCGCAGCGCGGCCACCUGCAGGGCGGGUGUACGAAGGAGGAACUCGCCGGGCCGGGGCCCUGUGGACCUCACAUCCUCUCCCUGUGGCUGGCCCAAGAGCAUAAUUCCUGUUCCCUGCCUCAGACUGAAUCAUCUUUGUUCUUGAUGAACAACAGCCUGGAGCAGGCAGGACACUGCUGCUGAAGUCUGUGAUCAGCGCUGAGAUACGUGGCACAGCUGCUUCUACUGUGCAGCUGCCUUUGCCCAGGAAAAGUCACCUUAGAGGACCCUGACCUAGUGGAGUGGUUGGAAGGUGCUCCAGGCUGUCCCUUGCUGGGCUCUAAGCCCUCUCUCAGGAAGUUAUCCUCCCAGUGACUGCAGCCUCAUGUGCUCAGCUGGCCUGCUGGGCACAGGGUCAGGUCUGUGAGCUCCACAUGACUCAGCAGCCCAAGCCAUGCUGACCACUGACUGUGCUGGUGGCUUGAGCCGAUGCUUGCAGCUCUCAUCGUGAAGGGGCAGACCCUGCGGUCCUCUUGCUCCCUGGCAUGGCCCUGCAGUGCCUCGUACUACUGGCUGGCCUUUUGGUGGGAGUCGCCAGCAAGUCCACUGAAAAUAAGGCCCAGCAACAAGAGUGUUGUGUGGAUGUGGUGGACAUCAAUGCCACCUGCCCUGGCACAAAACUAUGUGGCCCAGGCUGCUCCGGGCAUGGGAGUGCAGAUGCAAGCAUCAACUGUGUGCGGUGCCAGAAUGGGACCUUCCCAGCCUACAACGCCUCUGAGUGCAGAAGCCUCACUGGCUGGGGUGCUCAGUUCCCCAUGAAUAGGAGCACAGGGAUGCCUGGCCGACCACAUUUUGGGGCUCCUCGUGUGGUGGUCUCCCUCUUCCUGGGAACAUUCUUCAUCAGCAUGGGCCUCAUCCUCUCUGUGGCUGGGUUCUUUUACCUCAAGCGCUCCAGUAAGCUCCCCAGGAUCUUCUACAGGAGUGAUAAAGCCCCAGUCCUGCAGCCCAGUGAAGCCGCUGCGAUGAUCCCUGCACCCCAGUCCUCAGUGCGGAAGCCUAGAUAUGUGAGGCGCGAGAGGCCCUCAGACAGGGCUGUGGACUCCUCUGCCUUCCCUGUGGUGGAUGCCCGCAUCAGCAACGUCUGAUCUGGAGGCCAACUAAGACCCCACCAACCUGCACCAAGGAGCCUGGGGCUGUCCCUUGGCCAUCACUGGGGCCUGGGAUGGGCAGGGGGUGGCUCCCCGUUACAAGCUGAGCAGGAAUCCACAACACCUCCCUUUUAUCCCUCCCAUGAUGCUCAAUGAAUAGGCCAGGUGCUUGGGAAUGAGGGGGUAGGUGCAGGCCCUCAGGUGACCAGCAAAAUUCAGGACCAGCUUGGCCUGCAGGUGCCCCAGGAUGCUUUGACCCUUAGAAGGG